Cokeromyces recurvatus is the source of this 7443-nucleotide messenger RNA. RefSeq lists its product as uncharacterized. Lineage: Eukaryota; Fungi; Mucoromycota; Mucoromycetes; Mucorales; Mucoraceae. Gene Ontology annotation, molecular function: protein serine/threonine kinase activity; protein binding. The record is from RefSeq and is a predicted model, not a curated record. Gene Ontology annotation, biological process: phosphorylation; nuclear-transcribed mRNA catabolic process, nonsense-mediated decay. The transcript has 24 exons. Gene Ontology annotation, cellular component: nucleus. The coding region runs from base 1 to 7443 and encodes 2480 amino acids.
AUGAGUUCAAGGAGAAAUAAUAGCUACAAUAAUGUUGGAAACUAUAAUCGAAGUACCCAUAGAGGCCCUCCUAGAGAAAGGAGUCAAAGACAAAUAUUAAAGCCUAGUUAUGUAGAACCUAAAGUGAACGAAUCUCGAGCAAUUCAACUUAUACAUCAAAUACUUGAUGAUGAAGACGACAGUUCUUUUUCACUUCGAGUUUCUAAUGCUAACCAAUUAUUACAAAUGUUGGAAGAAUCACGAAACACCAUUUCUGAUUCUCUGGAAUUUAGACAAGAGCAAAUGAAAUUAUUAGACAUUUGUAUUCACGAUGAGGGAUUAUGUCGCAUUAUUGAGUUUAAUAAAGCACCUUUGUCUUUAAAGAAUACAAUGGCAAAAAUAGUUUCUAGGUUGGCCUGUUAUACUCGUUUAGAUCUUGCUUUAAGUUGGAUCUUUGACAGAUUGUCAGUUUGGCAAACACACGAGUAUCCUAAUUCAGAUAAUAACAAAAUUUAUGAAUGGAAAAAAUGGCUAUUACGUUUAUUGAAGCAGAUUCUUGUUGAUUCUGAAGCAGAUCAGUACACUUAUAAAAAAACACUUGAUAUGUCACCUACAAUUUUAGCUGGGAUAAUAUCAUUUUUGAAUACUAUGGAUACCUCAGAAUACAUACCCGUUAUAUUAGAGAUCCUUAUAUACUUUUCAGAAAAUUAUAGAAAUUUAUUUGGACAACGUUUUAAAAACAUUAUUGAUUUACUCGUUGGAUGGAAUAUGGAUCCUGAAUUACCUGAAUCAAAGAAAUCGAUUAUAAUUGCUUCUUACAGUAAAUUCUCUGAUUAUUGGACCAGCUAUCUUCCUUUUGGAGCUGAACUUUUAGGUCAUUUUUUAAAUGAUAUGCAAUACAUUAUUCAAGAAUUAACAACUUUACCAAACACCAAUGAUGAAGAAUAUAGGAAAAGAUGGCAAUCAUGCUUUAAUCUUUUAGAAUGCUUUCAGGCCAUCUUAGAUACUUUACUUUCCUUACUCUCAAAUUCCGUUAAUAAUUAUCAUAGUCAAAAGAUGAUUGAUGCCUCUUUUUAUAAACUAUUUCCUGGAUUACUUUCUCUUAUGAUAGAUGCUCAGAAUGUAAUGUCAGAUCCAAGAUGGAAUGAAAUAUCAAAAAAUAUUUUAUUGACCUUGGCUUCUUAUAAGUCUUCCAAUUAUCGGGUAUAUCAAUAUAAAUUAUACUUAUAUCUUAUGGAUCAAUCAGCAAAAGAUCUGGAUAUUCAAGGUCAAAAGCAAUUCGAAAUAUUAUUACGAUUUUUAAGCUUAUGGGAUCAUGAUGUUAAUGAGAAUAUAGUAUAUCAUCUGUUAGCAUCUGUUGACUCACCUUUAUUUAUUACGAGAACCAAACAUAGAGAUGAUAGUAAAAUGCAAACUGGUCUAUUGAAUAUUAUGCGAUCUUUAAUUAGAAUGCCUAUUUCGAACAGUAUUCGAAAUCAGAUUAAUCAUAGAUAUAUUAACGAACUUCAUAACAAUCAGUCCAUAAUUAAGCAUUACUAUAGCAAAUAUAGUAUAAAGGAAAGAGAGGCCUUGAAGCGAACUACAGCCUUGAUUGAUCAUAAUGACGGCUCUGUUGCUUUUACUGCCCCAACAGAUACUAUGAAUAAUGCAAAUGAAGUCAUAAAUUUAGAAAUUAUUAUCAAAGAUGCUUUAUUUUUCAACUAUUUAUUACUUGAUACAGCAUCUGUUUGGUCCGAUUUAAGUUUUGAAAAUGUAUUAACAUCUUUAGAAUUCCUUUGUACAGCAUGGUACAACAAAUGCAAUGAUAUAUUUAAUUCCUCUUUUCAACUUUUAACAACUUAUUGGACAAAUAGGAAUUAUAUAAUGAAAAAUGAAUAUGAAUUUGAAAUAGUUUCUUGUUUGCUACUCGAUUUGCUUGAACAUUGGUCAGAGUUAAGUCUUCAAACGCGUCAAUCUUUAUGUGGAUUUACCCAAUCCAUUUUUUCAGCUCUUGCCAAUACUCAGGGCAAUCACUUUGAUCCUAAAUUAAAUUUUAAGCCUAUUGUAAUUGCUUUUUUAAAUGCUUCUGAUUUAGAGAGAAAUAGUGAUAUAAAAGAAUGUAUUUUAAAGCUUAUUACUUAUUCUUGUCAAGCCUUUGGUUCAGCAGGAGUUAUUGAUCUCAUUCUUAAACAUGUCCAAAGAAGUAUCAACAACCCAUAUACUAAAGUGCAAGAAGCAAGUAAAAAAUUACUUUCAGUUUUAAAUCCUUUUGCAAUUUCUGAAGUUAGUAAUUAUGGCGAUAAUACAAUCAUGUCUAUUCAGAAUAUUAUGAUGGCGACUCCUCAUACAGGGUCAUUUCGUCCAGUUCACUAUGAGAUUGUUAUGAAGCAUCUUGGUAUGGCUGAGCAUUUGGUAGGAACCAGUAAUCAUCAUAUGUCUAUCUAUUCAGAUUAUGAAAACUCAUCUGAAUGGAUCAGACGUCUACUUCAUCAUUGUGAUGGUAUUGGCAAUAUAAACAGUGUGAAUAUGUUUCCAGAAUUAAAAGAAUUAGGUCAACAUAAUAUUGUUAACAUUAUCAAUACUAGUGAAAAUUUGCUAAGUUAUUGGGCUAUGUGGGAAUCUGCAAGAUAUUGCGUACUUUCUCGAUUGCGUACACCUUUUGGUGGUCCACAACAGACAUUUGCUGCCUUUGAAGGCAUGCUUCAAUCGUUAGUAUCUUCUCCAAAAUUGGAAGAAAGCAACGUUAAAAAUAUUGACUUUUUAAGUCAUUUGCUGCUUUUGCUUGAUCGUUUAGAACUACAAAUUUCUAAUGCAAUAGACGGUUGUGCUACUGACACAUUACCAGCAAUCCCUCGUUCUAGUCUUAUUUUUUUUAGAACUAAUAAGAAAACUUGUCAUGAUUACUUCUCACGUAUCAGAGGAAAAAUAAUCUUAGGCGCCAAAAUUAUUAGAGAUGAUAAUUUACUUAUUUCACAUACUAUCAAAAUUUUAAAAGAAUUGGAGACAAAUAUAUCAUCUACUGACUUGGUAUCAUGGUUUAAAGAAAUAAAUGAGUACUUGAAGGAUUUAGUGGAAGCAUGUAUUCGGGAAAAAUACAUGGAUUUAAUAUAUGGAAUGCAAGCAUGGUACAAAAAACUGAUUAGGAAGGCAUAUCAACUGUCAACUGAAUUCAAAAAUAAUUGGGUUUUCGAAGGCCUUGUUGGUCCUUUAUCAUUAACAAAUGCAACCUCCAAAAAAUCAACAGUGACAUGGUUUCAAGUUGCAGCCCUAUUUGCAUCGAAUCGUGAUGAAAUAGCUAUCAAAACUCUAGAAACACUAAAGUCUACAAUCGCAAAUGAUGAUUACGGAAUAGUAAAGAUGCUUGAUCAGCAGAUGAUUCGCUUUUUCACCUCGUUGGAAGACUAUAAUGAACUACAGAAAGCAUUUAAUUCAGGAAUUACUAUAAUUGAUGAUUUUAUUUGCGAACGUUUACAGGAAUUCAACUCAAAUAUAAGGAAUAACAAAGAAGAUCCAGCUAACCAAAUGGCUAAAUUACAAGCUUAUAUUAAUGAAGCUCCUUUGGAGUGCUGUCUUGAGCUUGCUAAACUUGAUAAGUUUAGGAAUUGGAUAGUAAUCUCAAACAGUGAAGGGCAAAAAACAGAAUCUAUAUUAAACAAUCAGUUAGCAGGAAAAAUCUUUCAAGCACUUAAGAAUAGUAUUUUUACAAAUAUCCCUGGCUUACUUGAACUUCAGUUACUUCAGUCAGAUUGGCAUAAUUUAAUUGCAAGUGUUAAAGAAUGGUCUAAUUUAAACUCGAAUGAUAUAUACAAUAUGCAAAGCUUGCUUCCUGAAACAAAACAUUGGGCAAGAUUAUCAACUUAUUUCGAAAGAUUAUACUCCUUACAAUCAGCAAAAGAAGAUUGUGCAAAUGCAGCUCAAUACUUGGGUCAUAUACAACUUCAUUCUGCUAAAAUAGCGCGUAGACAAGGAAACAUUACUUUGGCUGAAAAUCUUAUAAACAAAGCUAUUAAAAUACCCGAAACAAAGUAUCUAGCUCUCUAUGAACGCACAAAAGUACUAUUUAUUCAAUCUAAUUACGCUCAGGCCAUGCAGACUGUCAACAAUGUGCUUACUCAUAUAGCUUCUAUGUCUGGCUAUGAAGAGCUUAAAAGUAAAACUUAUCUUAGGGUUGCUCGCUACCUUAAAAAUUGCCCUGAAAAUGAGGUAGCUGAGUUAUUAAAGCAGAUGGACCCCAAAUUAGUUGAAAUGAAAAACACAGACUUACAGUCAUCAGUUGAAGCGUCGAUUGAUGAUGCGCUUCAGAAGUCAAUUGAAAAUAAUACUACUGAUGGAAGACCAUGGUUUGAAUAUGCUACACACUAUUAUAAAGAAGGCUGGCGUAUCUUGGAUGAAGUUUCACGUCCAGAUUCAACUAUGCCAGCUGUUGUUUGGGCUAGUAAGAAAAUAAGAGAUAUAAUAGAAGCAGCUGAUUCAGUUCUUAAUUCAAAACAAAUCGAAAAGACAAUUUUUGGGCUUUUGGUAAAAUACUCGUCUUCAGUAGGUAAAACUAACUUGAAAGAUCAUGAAGGGUUAUACAAUGAUCUGCAUCAAAUUACUUCCUUUUUGGACAAGUCGGAAGAAUAUACGAUUAUCGAAACAUUGGAUAUCUUACAAACUAUGGUGAUUGAAAAAUUUUAUGCUUCUACACAAGCCUAUUUCCGAUACCUUUCUUUAGAUAUCCAUAAUUGUAAUAGAGAAAAUGAUUUAAAUAUUAGUUCUACAUCUAUGGUAAUUACUGCUACACUUCGUCUUUUACGUAUUCUUACUAAAUAUGGUGAGGCAUUGCAAACAGUUUAUUCUGAACAUAUUAAUGCUGUUCGAAUUGAUCUUUGGAAACCUGUAAUCCCUCAGUUAUUUGCACAACUCAAUCAUCCAAAUGACUUUGUUAGACAAGUAGUUGGUAAAUUAAUUAGUCGCAUAUGUGAUGAAUAUCCCCGAGAAAUUAUUUAUGAUGUCAUUGUUAAUUCUACUUCAUCUAAAACAAAUCGCGACACAAAACAAAGCUUGGAUGCUAUUGCAAACCGUAUGAUGGAUAGAAAUGAAUUACUUUGGGUCUCUACACGUCGUAUGGCUGAAGAGCUUGAAAAAAUUACAGUACUUUUAGAAGAAAAAUGGUUAAACAAAAUUGCUUCGUUACAAUAUGUUGCUAUGCAACAGUUUGCAAAGUUGGAUCAAGAGAUUGAAAAGAUAGACUGUAUGCUAGAUGAAUUAGAUGAUUCUCAAAGAAGAAACAAGUUUUUAGAAAUAUAUGAUAGUUUGAUGAAAUUUGUUGUUACUUCUAUUGAUAAAUUACUUGUGGAAACUAUUCAUAAAUCUGUUUCUUUAACACCUCAUGAACAAUGGUUCCAGCAAACAUAUGGAAAAAAAUUAAUGAAUGCUUAUAAUUUGCUUCAAAAGCCAACUUCAAUGAAAGAAUAUCGUCGUGGAUGGGAAUGCUUCCAACAACUCCAUCGUCAACUUAUGGCAGAAGUACAUAAAGUUCGUAUUUUGGAUCUUAGUCAAGUAUCACCUUACCUUUAUAAUAUGAAGGAUACACCUAUUGGUAUCCCAGGAAAGCACGAAAAUGAUAACACAUGCUUUAUUGAUUCAUUUGGCACUAGUGUUAUUGUUCUACCUACGAAAACUAAACCAAAGAAGCUUGAUUUUAAGGGUACUAAUGGCAAGAAGUAUUCAUACCUCUUUAAAGGACUUGAAGAUCUUCAUCUAGAUGAACGUAUUAUGCAGUUACUCACGACUACAAAUGGAUUGCUAAAUGAAAAUAAAGCCACUGCGUUACGUGGGAUGCGUGCAAGAACAUAUGCAGUUAUUCCACUCAGUGAUCACUCUGGUAUGAUUCAAUGGGUCAAUGAGGCAACCCCAUUCUUUUCUCUUUAUAAAAAAUGGCAAAAGAGAGAAUCUGUUGCACAUAUGCUUUUAAACAAUGAUAAGCCGAAUGAGGCAUAUUUACAAGCAUUAAAUCAGCGACCUACGGAGCAAUUUAUGGCUAAGAUCGCAUCUGUCUUAAAGGCAUCUGGUCUUCGUAUGACAGCCAAUCGUCGUUAUUGGCCAAAGGAUGUUUUAAAAAAAGUGUACCUUGAACUUGUUAAAGAAACACCAGGUGACUUGCUUGAAAAGAAGAUAUAUUAUUCAAGUUCUAGUGCUACAGAAUGGUUAAGAAAAAGUACAUUAUUUGCUCGAUCUUUAGCUGUAAACUCAAUGAUUGGCUAUAUUAUUGGUCUUGGUGAUCGACACUUGGACAAUAUCAUGAUUGAUUUCCGUUCAGGUGAAGUUAUUCAUAUUGAUUACAAUGUCUGUUUCGAAAAGGGACGUCGACUUCGUGUACCUGAGUUAGUUCCAUAUCGUUUGACUCAAAAUAUUUACGGAGCACUUGGCAUUACUGGUGUUGAUGGCCAAUUUAAGACAGCUGCUGAAGAAACUCUACGUGUGUUAAGAAAGCAUAAGGAGGUGCUCAUUACUCUCUUGGAUGCCUUUGUAUAUGAUCCUCUAGUAGAUUGGGAAAGCGAAGCGGUAGAAGCGGGCCAUAGACAAAUGAUGGAGUUACAAGCUAAUGUGAGCUUAGUAGCCUCAAGGAUCUUUGAAAAACAAAAUGAACAGGAAAAAGAACGAAAGAUAAUUUUAGAUAGUCUUUCUAGUUUGAAACAUGAUUUACAGCAAUGGCAAGAAUCAAUGCUAUUAGAAUCUGAAUCCUUGAAUGCAAAAGAAGGAAGUGAUGAAGAUGAACAAGGUUUAGAACAUGAACCCUCCAUAGUUUCUGAUGAAGUUGAAGCUUCUGCAUUUUUGGGUCGAUUACCUGUAUAUCUUUUACGAGAAGUUAAAGGUCAUCUUUCAAAUGUUAGCUUACUUGUUACUAACUCACGUUCAUCUAUCGAGAGUAUUUUGCCUCUCUUGGAAUCAAUUAUUAUUAUUGAAACUGAUAUUGAUAAUGAAUUACGUCCUGCUCAAAAGAGUGCAAAGACGGCCCUUGAUGCGCUUGCUACAAUUGAAACAGAAUUAAAGAAGUUGGAUAAACAAUUAGAUAAAAACACAAAUUAUGAGUCAGAAUGGAGCUAUGUUCAGUUAAUAGAUUUCAUUGAAACUAUUACUAAAUCAGUUCAGGAUUACUUUUCUGAAUUGAAAACUUUGGAAGAGUUUGGCCCUGACAGUAAUAAAAACGUAUCCAAUCUUUCUGUUAUUGCAGAAGAAAGCAGCAAUAGUAAACGUGCUGAAGAAGACUAUAAUGAAGAUAAUGUAAAUCAAAACAUAUCUCAGGGGUUAACUUCAAAUAAAUUAAAUUCAAAUAAUCAUGUAACAAAAAUUAUGAAGCGGAUUCGAUCAAAACUAGAAGGCGUUGAUUUUGGUACUCAGCAUAAAAUGAGCGUAUCUGAACAAGUUGCAAGAACAAUUGAACAAGCUACUUCUGUUGAUAAUCUUUGUAUGAUGUAUGAAGGAUGGACCAGUUGGGUUUAA